Molecule: messenger RNA, 808 nt
Organism: Meriones unguiculatus (Mongolian gerbil)
Lineage: Eukaryota; Metazoa; Chordata; Mammalia; Rodentia; Muridae
Exons: 3
Coding region: 1-498 (165 amino acids)
Source: RefSeq, a predicted model, not a curated record
AUGGUGGCGCGCAGCGAGGCCGGGCGGCGGCGAGGCGGCCUGGGGCCGGCUUGCAGUCAGCGGGGUUGGGCGAGCGAGGCCGGGCGGCGGCGAGGGCGGGGCGGCGGCGCGGGGCGGGGAGUGGCGGAGCUACGCAGCCGGGGCCGCGGCCGGCGGGAGGAGGAGCCCGGAGCCGGGAGGCGCCGAACCGGAGUCUCUGCAACGCUCCCGCCGCCGCCGCCCGCCCAGACUCGCCCCGCCAACCCCCGCGGGAAGCCGUUCUUGCUCCGCCGCCCCCCCCCCCCCGGCCUCCCGCUCUGUGCCCGGUGCACCGAGAAGCCAGCCCCGGGCGAACCCAGCAAUGCGGCCUUCCCGCCGGACCCAGAAGCACACCGGGCACUGGACACCGGCCGAUCGCGGACAAGGGACCCACACGGCUCUCGGUUUCCGAUUUCCCUCUCUCGGUUCCUGCCGAUCGAUCUCCAGCAGAUGGUAUCCGCCGGAACCCGAAAAGUGUAGAGCAGGACAUGGGCGUGGCCUGAAAGCCCUGGCCAGCAGCGACCCAGCUGCCUAGGGAAAGAAUUCCGGAUCUGAGCAGAUGCACUCCGGAUAUUUGUGACAUUAGCAGGCUCAAGGUGCAAAUGUGUACCCCGUAUUGAAGAAUACGUUCGUGAGAACCGAAAAGGAUCCAUCUCAAACAAGGGAAACGGCUGUGCAGACAAGCCUGCAGUCCCAUGCUUUCCACAGGGAAGCUGUGCAUGUGAGACGUGAUAAAUUCCUGAACCAAUGUAUUUUGUGGCAAAUUAAAUUAGGAAAGAAAUUAAUAUAA